ACGCACGGGCGGGAAGAGGACAAACCCCUACGCGAGCCUUUGGACACUUUCGAGCUUUCGACAACAACUGCAAAGGACACAUCGCGGCGAAACCUUGCAUACAAACUUCAACCACGGAGCUAACAAGGACUGUUCUUUCCUCGAGUCCGCUGGCCUGCCCUUAGUGAACUAGCCUCAAUGUUCGGAGGGCAAUUCGGUCAACAGCAGCCAGCAGCUGGCGCUGGAGGCUUCGGUGGCUUUGGAACCUCGCAGCCAGCAACGACUUCAGCGUUCAGCUUUGGCACAUCCAAAUCAGCAGCACCGACCUUCAGCUUUGGGGCAACGUCUCAGCCAGCUGCACAACCUGGCUCUUUAAACUUCGGGACGUCGCGGCCACAGACCGCUGGCACGACGGGUCUCUUUGGGGCGGCUCAACCCGCAGCUUCGACCGGUUUUGGAGGGUUCAACCUGACGAGCCAGGCCCCAGCGCAGGCUCCCGGGACAGGAUUAUUUGGGCAACCGGCGACAUCAGCACCUUUGUUUGGGCAAGCUACCGCGUCUACAGCGCCGGGCGGUUUUAGUUUCGGUGCGCCGGCUCCAGCGGGCGGAUUGUUUGCUCAACCUACGAGCCAGGGAGCUGGCACGGGCUUGUUUGGCGCGUCUGCUGCACCAGCUACUGGUCUUUUCGGUGCGCCUGCGACGGGAACGACUGGGCUGUUUGGUGCGUCUGCUCCGGCCACUGGAGGUUUUGGGGCCAGUCAAGGGGGGUUCGGUGGUUUUGGUCAACAACCCACUGCACAACAGCAACAGCAAUUACAGCAAGCGCCGCAACAACCGCAAACUUUGGGAGAGCAUCUACAAUACAUAGCCACAGCAUGGAACCCAGAUAAUCCGCGGUGUCAAUUCAAGCACUACUUCUAUAACAUCGUACAUCCCAGUGAAGUUCGGAAUUAUGGGCCACAGCAAGGGGAGGACUUGGCCCUUUACCAACAAGCGCAACGGGACAACCCUGACCCCAACUGCAUGGUACCGGUUCUCGCGAUAGGGUUCCGAGACAUUAAGAAGAGGAUGGAAAUGCAGGAUCAGGCGUAUGAGGCUCACAAAGCAAAGUUAGAGGAAAUGGGCGGAAAGCUAGCCGAACUGCAAAGAACGCACUUUCUGGAUACGUCUGCGAGACUCGAGGAGUACAAGCGGAGACAAGCCGCCUUGGUCGCCAAAGUCCUACGGCUAAUGAAACAAGUGCAGCUAGUCCGCAACCGCGGCUACUCGAUACGAGCCGAAGAAGAAAAGUUCAAAACGCGUCUGGAGGCCAUGGAGCGCGAAUUGCAGAAACCCUCGGUGUUCCGCGGACGGUUGAACGAGAUCUGGGCGCAUUUGCAGCAGAAUAAGAGCUCGAAGCAGUUUUCGCUGACGGGGGGUGUCGAUACGAGUUAUCAGAUUGCGAAUGAGCAGCAGCUGGGGUUGAUGUAUCAGACGCUUGCGGGUCAUCAAAACGGGCUAGCGGUUUUAACGGAAGUAGCGCAGCAAGAUGCAGCGGAUAUCGCAACUACGUUUGGCGCAUACGAGGAAGCUGGGGUCCAUAGACGAUGACCUCCUGAACCCACUGAAGUUCCGUAAUAAGUUAUUUUACGCAUACCCACCCUCCAGAUAACACCAGC
This is a messenger RNA of Fimicolochytrium jonesii, 1637 nucleotides long. Its product is annotated as nucleoporin complex subunit 54-domain-containing protein. Gene Ontology annotation, cellular component: nuclear pore central transport channel; nuclear pore. Gene Ontology annotation, molecular function: structural constituent of nuclear pore. The record is from RefSeq and is a predicted model, not a curated record. Lineage: Eukaryota; Fungi; Chytridiomycota; Chytridiomycetes; Spizellomycetales; Powellomycetaceae. The coding region runs from base 178 to 1569 and encodes 463 amino acids. Gene Ontology annotation, biological process: nuclear pore organization; protein localization to nuclear inner membrane; NLS-bearing protein import into nucleus. The transcript is spliced from 9 exons.